CGCGCUCCCCCCGCCGGCCCUGGAGUGCGAGCGCGACUGCGCCUCAGCUAAUGGCGAGAAAGCUGGCGCGCGGCAGCGCCAACGGUCGCAGAGCAGCGCGCGAGCUGCAGCAGGAACGACAGCGCUGAGGUGGAAGGAAAGGGACUCCGGCCGCUUUCAAAAACCUCUCCUCAGCCACGCUCCCUCCCGCCCUCCUCUUGGGAGGACCGUCAUGACGCAACGUCUUGCGCCCCGCGGCGGGGCGGCGUUCGUCGGUAGAGGCCGGCGUUUCCGCUGCGUGAGGGCUACGUCUACUUCCGCGGGCGAUGCCGCUGGCGCCCGCCGGCCCGGCGCAGCUGGUGCGCUGCGGGCAGAAGGACGAGCUGUACCGGAGCGGGUUGCGGAGCGGGGCCGGCGCCGCGCUGCACGGGCUCGCGGGUGCUAAGAGGUGGCUGGAAUGGAAAAAAGAGAUUGAACUGCUUUCUGAUAUAGCCUACUUCAGCCUCACCACUUUGUCAGGUUAUCAGACUCUGGGUGAAGAGUACGUUAACGUUGUUCAAGUUGACUCAACCAAGAAAAGGGUGCCUUCUUUUCUUCGACGGGCCAUCUUGAUUUCUCUUCAUACUGUAGUACCCUAUUGCUUAGAAAAGGGAUUACUGCAUCUGGAACAUGAGUUGCAGAUAGAAGCUGAUGGGUCUAGAACCCAGCAGAGCAACCCAGCACGCAGCUUAUUGGAUAGGACUUCAGUACGAAACUGGAUACAGAAACAAGUUGGGAAACUGCCAGAACAGCAGAAGAAAACAGUCUUACAAAUUGUGUAUGUUCUUAAACAAUGCAUUCCUUUGUUUCGUCGACUGCAUCUGGCAAUAUUCUAUAUAAAUGGCACUUUUUAUCACCUGUCUAAAAGGAUCACAGGAAUCACAUAUCUGUAUUUUGGAGGAUUGCAAAGAGAAGAUCAGAGCAUUCGAUCAAGUUACAAGUUUCUUGGAAUAACUUCACUCUUUCAUCUUCUUCUAACAAUUGGUGUUCAGAUAUACAGCUUCAAACAGAAGCAGAGAGCAAGGCAGGAAUGGAAACUGCACCGCAGUCUAGCUCAUCAGAAAAAUGUGACCGAGGAAAAGACUACUGGCCGCCGCUCCCGCUGCACUUUGUGUUUGGAAGAACGGAGACGUGCAACAGCCACACCGUGUGGCCACCUGUUCUGCUGGGAAUGCAUCACAGAGUGGUGUAAUACCAAAGCAGAAUGUCCACUGUGCAGAGAGAAGUUUCAUCCUCAGAAACUCAUCUACCUACGUCACUAUCAACAGUAAAGCAAAAUCUUUUCUGUUUCAUGACAAGGGCCUCAGCUCUCUUCCCUUUACAAAGUGGCCAUACAGCUUGAGUUAGUCCAAGAACAAGGUUUUAUUAUAAAACUGAUAACUGCCUGUACAACGUGGCACUGAUUCCUGUUUUACAAAAUAAACGUAUUUCUGGCUUCA
Messenger RNA from Dromaius novaehollandiae (emu), 1457 nucleotides. It is a transcript of the gene PEX10, whose product is annotated as peroxisomal biogenesis factor 10. The transcript has 6 exons. Bases 306 to 1289 code for a protein of 327 amino acids. Lineage: Eukaryota; Metazoa; Chordata; Aves; Casuariiformes; Dromaiidae. The record is from RefSeq and is a predicted model, not a curated record. Gene Ontology annotation, molecular function: zinc ion binding. Gene Ontology annotation, biological process: protein import into peroxisome matrix. Gene Ontology annotation, cellular component: peroxisomal membrane.